This is a messenger RNA of Trypanosoma rangeli, 1083 nucleotides long. RefSeq names its product putative cyclophilin. The coding region runs from base 1 to 1083 and encodes 360 amino acids. Gene Ontology annotation, biological process: protein peptidyl-prolyl isomerization. NCBI's taxonomy places the organism in Eukaryota, Euglenozoa, Kinetoplastea, Trypanosomatida, Trypanosomatidae. Gene Ontology annotation, cellular component: intracellular membrane-bounded organelle. The transcript has a single exon. Gene Ontology annotation, molecular function: peptidyl-prolyl cis-trans isomerase activity. The record is from RefSeq and is a predicted model, not a curated record.
AUGGGGGUUGGUCCUUUCCACCACCAACGAUUACUGUUUUGCAGCUCUUCGGUAUUGUUUUGUGUCGGGUAUGGUGGCGGAAGCAGCAGCAACCCCGCAGGUGACGCAAUGACCACCCGAGAUGAGAAGGGGAAUGCGCUAAUACGGGUGAAGCGACUCCCGCUUACGUUAAUAGAAGAAGUUCCUCCUCCUGAGCGUGUCUUGACGGAUUUGGAACUAGUAAUGAUGGCGUGGUGCGAGGAACAUGCGCGGCAGUACGCCAUCGUCAUGAUGGCCAUUAGGGUGGGAAUUUUUGUAUUGUUGCUCAUUAUCCUUUACGUAUUUUACCGAACGCAGCUUUCCAGCGAACGCAUGAUACGCGGGGUGGCCCACAUGCCGGCGGAUCUUCGUAUUGGCAGUGUGGUUUACUUUGACGUUGCAGAGAACGGCGCAGACAUUGGUCGUGUUGUCAUUGGGCUUCUCAACGAGAACUGUCCUCUUUACUGUGAGUACUUCCACAGGCGGUGUACAGGGAGCGGUGAAACAGGUGACUCCUUUCGAGGUAUGCAGUUGGCUGCCAUUGUUCCACGGCAUUGUUUGAUAUUUGGGGACGGGCGGGAAAUGACGCACGACGUCACCGGAUUUAAUCCACAUUACUUGCCAACCGAGCACCUUGGCACCGGUUCAUGGCGAGGGGCCUUGUCGUCCAUUGCGUACGGUGUCAACAAGGAAAGCCCAAAUUUUGCCAUUCAUGUCUCUGCAGGCGACUACGCCCCGCAAAUCUUUGCCUUAGUUAUUGGGGGAUUUGAUGUGAUUGAGCGAAUUAAUGCUGCGGGCUCAAAGCAUGGCAACGCCCCAAAGAAGGAAUUUACGAUAGUAGAAUGUGGUGAGUUGUGCACGCUUGCCAAAUCGCACAUUCUUCCCAUGCCGUGGAAGCUUUACGAGGGCAUUUCUAGGGGGUACGAUGAAGAAAAAUUCGGUGAGCGGCUUCCUCGCGAAUUCCUUGAAAGGUCCGACGGGCGCUCUGCUGCCAGGGCGUUGGACAGCGCAGCUGGUGAGGAGGUAGUAGGAAAGACAGCGGCCUGGUGGAGAUUUUUGUGGUGA